UCCAUCCCUAGAGAGACACUUCAAAGGCCACAGAGAUGCUGUCACUAGCGUGGACUUCAGCCUCAAUAAGAAACAAUUGGCAAGUGGCUCAAUGGAUUCGUGCUUGAUGAUCUGGAGCAUGAGACCUCAGAUGAGAGCCUAUCGCUUCGUGGGCCACAAAGAUGCAGUGUUGUGUGUUCAGUUUUCACCCUCUGGUCACCUCGUGGCUUCAGGCUCUAGAGAUAAAACAGUUCGUUUAUGGGUUCCCAGUGUCAAAGGAGAAUCCACAGUGUUCAAGGCUCAUACGGGAACUGUCAGGAGUGUUCAUUUCUCCAGCGAUGGCCAGUCCUUGGUCACAGCUUCUGAUGAUAAAACCAUCAAAGUGUGGACAGUUCACAGACAGAAGUUCCUAUUCUCACUUAGUCAACACAUAAACUGGGUUCGCUGUGCCAAAUUCUCUCCUGACGGGCGAUUAAUAGUGUCAGCCAGCGAUGACAAAACUGUGAAGCUGUGGGAUAAAACGAGCAGAGAGUGUAUCCAUUCCUUCUGCGAGCACGGCGGGUUUGUGAAUCAUGUGGAUUUUCAUCCCAGUGGUACCUGCAUUGCUGCAGCUGGCACAGAUAACACAGUGAAGGUGUGGGACGUUAGGAUGAAUAGACUUCUCCAACAUUAUCAAGUUCACAGUGCUGUGGUAAACAGUCUUUCCUUUCACCCCUCUGGAAAUUAUCUGGUUACUGCUUCCAAUGAUUCAACUCUUAAAAUUCUGGAUUUGCUCGAGGGACGACUUCUGUACACGCUUCAUGGUCACCAGGGACCAGCCACCUGUGUAGCAUUCUCGAGAACUGGAGACUUCUUUGCUUCUGGGGGCUCUGAUGAGCAGGUGAUGGUAUGGAAGACCAACUUUGAUGCAGCGGAUUAUGGUGAUGUGCUGAAGACACAGAAAUCUGGCACUAGUGUGGAUGGAAACCAUUGCAGUCAGCAGUCAGAAAUGGAGUGUGGUGUUCAUCUGAAGAAAACUAAACCUCAAGAUCCUGCUAGGAACCACCACCACCAGCAGCAAGAGGAGGAGACCAUUGCAAAUACUCUAGAGCAUAUUGUGGGACAGCUGGAUGUUCUGACUCAGACGGUUUCCAUCCUGGAGCAGAGGCUGACCCUCACUGAGGACAAGCUGAAGGAAUGUCUUGAGAAUCAGCAGAAAAUCAUUCAGAACAAAGUGAACUGACUGCAAGAGAGAAGUGAAGGUGCUUGGAGGUUUGAGGCUUGGUGGUUUGGGUUUUUAACAGUGUGUGUGUGUAACUUUAAUUAUUUUGAGAGCAACUGAUUUUUGAUAGAAAUGUACAGUUAUUAUAUCUGUAAAUACAAAGCUUUGUUACUUUGCUAAAAUAAAGAGGUUUUUAUUCAU
This is a messenger RNA of Tinamus guttatus (white-throated tinamou), 1381 nucleotides long. It is a transcript of the gene POC1A, whose product is annotated as POC1 centriolar protein A. The record is from RefSeq and is a predicted model, not a curated record. Lineage: Eukaryota; Metazoa; Chordata; Aves; Tinamiformes; Tinamidae. Gene Ontology annotation, molecular function: protein binding. Gene Ontology annotation, biological process: cilium assembly. Gene Ontology annotation, cellular component: centriole; ciliary basal body.